Messenger RNA from Cucurbita pepo subsp. pepo (vegetable marrow), 1806 nucleotides. RefSeq names its product serine/arginine-rich splicing factor RS40. The record is from RefSeq and is a predicted model, not a curated record. NCBI's taxonomy places the organism in Eukaryota, Viridiplantae, Streptophyta, Magnoliopsida, Cucurbitales, Cucurbitaceae. Gene Ontology annotation, molecular function: RNA binding.
GCAAUUCAGCUGAUGGAAAUUCCUCCAAAGUAGUAGUUGUUCUCAUUGCAUUUGGUGCCUUGCAAUACGAAUGGGCAUCAUCCAGCGUAUGGAAAUCAGAGAAGGCAACAUUUGAUAAGUUUUUGGUGGAGGAUUCUAAAAAAAUUUGAGAAAAGAAGAGCGUGUAUUUUAAAUCCUGAAACUCCUUGGCCAGAAUUUUUUUGGUGCAGGAUUUUCUUCGCAUAUUCAUAAUCUUCUUGGAUAAGGAUGGCUCUUCACAAUUGAGUUUUCCGCCUGUGACACCGCUUCCUCUUCUUGUUUCCAAGAAGAUUCAUUCCGAUCCUCAUUGGCACUGCCAUCUUACAUUUUCCUCAGACACUUUGCUUUCCAUUCCUCAUGACUUUUGCCUGCCUACAAUUUCAUACAUUGUUUCAAGCUUGAAACAUUGUCAACCUUAGCUGAGGCUGCAGAAUAAUGGAGAAGGCACUUUCUAUUUGUAGACCUACCAUGAGACAUCCUGUUUUGGAUUAUUGCUCCUUGACACCACUUAAUUCACAACACAAGGUUUUGCUUUUAUCUACAUGGAGGAUGAGAGAGAGGCUGAAGACGCUAUCCGUGCACUUGAUCGGAGAGAAUUUGGCCGAAAGGGUCGCAGACUACGUGUUGAGUGGACCAAACAAGAGCGUGGCAUUAGAAGACCAGGUGGUGGCAGAGGUGGAGGAGAUUCAAGGAGAUCCUCUACUAAUACAAAACCUUCCAAGACUUUAUUUGUUAUUAACUUUGACCCAUAUCAUACUAGGACAAGGGAUUUGGAGAGGCACUUCGAUCCUUAUGGUAAGAUAUUGAACGUAAGGAUUCGAAGGAAUUUUGCAUUUGUCCAGUAUGAAUUGCAGGAGGAUGCCACUAGAGCAUUGGAGAUUACAAACAUGAGCAAAUUGAUGGAUCGAGUGAUUUCAGUGGAAUACGCUGUUCGAGAUGACGACGAGAAAAGAAAUGGGUAUAGUCCAGAUAGGACUCGUGAUAGGUCUCCCGAUAGAAAACGGCGAUCCCCAAGUCCCUAUAGAAGAGAGCGAGGAAGCCCUGAUUAUGGCAAUGGUGUUAGCCGCAGUCCAUAUAGGAAAGUCAGGGCUAGUCCUGAUUAUGGAAGUCGUCGUAGUCCAAGCCCUUACCAGAGAGUGAGGGAGAGGGGUUCUCCUGAAUAUGGUCGUGGUCGUAGUCCCAAUCAGAGUCCUUAUAGGAGAGAGCGAGAGCGAGAGAGAUCAAGUGACCAUGCGAGGGCCCCUAGCCAUAGUCCUUAUAGGAGAGAGCGGGAGCGAGAGAGAUCAAGUGACCAUGCUAGGGCCCCUAGCCAUAGUCCUCCUGCUCCCCAUCAGAGGGAAAGAGCAAAUGGUGAGCGAGCCCACAGCGGAAUUCACAGUCCUUACGGGAGAGAGAGGGGCAGUCCUAGCGAAGAACGUCGAACUAGCUAUAGUCCUCGUGAUAGAGAGAGGUCAAACCCGGACAAUGGUCAUGAUCAGCGGCCAAAAACAAUAGCCGAACCAGGGGAUAGCCCGAGUUAUGGUGGGACUCAGAGCCCGAAGCAUCGGGGCUAUAAGAGCCGUUCACCUGAAGCAGAGGAAUGAAGUUGAUCUCAAUCUGGUUGGUUUUUAGAAGAGAGUACGUUUUUAGUUGUAUAAUGGUGGUGUUAACAUUUUUAGUACAAGGGUUUGUUUUGCUGAUUUCUAUACAUUUAUGCUUCAGUUUGUAGCGAUGGUAUGGAUGAUAUAUGCUAUGCUAUGCUAUGCUGUUUGUUGCCAGAUUUGAGUUAACACACAACAAGUUUGCUCC